Aquila chrysaetos chrysaetos is the source of this 3354-nucleotide messenger RNA. It is a transcript of the gene HLTF, whose product is annotated as helicase like transcription factor. The record is from RefSeq and is a predicted model, not a curated record. Gene Ontology annotation, molecular function: hydrolase activity, acting on acid anhydrides, in phosphorus-containing anhydrides; ATP-dependent chromatin remodeler activity; nucleic acid binding. The transcript is spliced from 24 exons. Bases 107 to 3076 code for a protein of 989 amino acids. NCBI's taxonomy places the organism in Eukaryota, Metazoa, Chordata, Aves, Accipitriformes, Accipitridae.
GAUUGGCGGUUGCCGUUGGCGUCCGGAGCGCGGGCGCACGGCCGGGGAGCGGCGGCGGGGGCAGCGCUCGCGGGGCUUUGCGGGCCGCGGGAGCCCUGCUGCCGCCAUGUCCUGGGGGCUACCCAAAGAUUCUGCAAGAGGAUACUGUCAGUAUAACAUCUGCAGAGGAGAGAGAAACUACUCCCGUUUUUCCUCUCCUGACUUUUACUCCAGUCUUGGGUUGGAAGACUUCCUCUCUGUAGGUGACACUUCUGGAACAGAGGAGGAUACAGACUCAGCUAUCUUAUAUGGAACUUUGCGAGGAAGUGUUGUUGGAUUACGAUACUACACGGGGAUUGUUAAUAAUAAUGAAAUGGUUGCACUUCAGAGGGAGCCCAAUAAUCCUUAUGAUAAAAAUGCAGUGAAAGUAAAUAAUGUGAAUGGAGACCAGGUAGGCCAUAUAAAAAAAGAACUAGCGGCAGCAUUGGCAGGCAUUAUGGACAACAAACUAGCAUUAAUUGAAGGGGUUGUCCCUUAUGGAGCAAAAAAUGCGUUUACCAUGCCUGUACAAAUGAGCUUUUGGGGAAGAGAAGAAAACAAGGAAGCAGUGCUAGAUCAGCUAAAAAGGCACGGAUUUAAAUUGGCUCCUCCUCUGAAAGUAGGUUCAGAAUGUGGUUUUGGAUCAAAGUGGAUUUCUGGGAGAGCUGGUCCAAGUUACAGUGCUCCGGUUCAUGCUGCUGUGCAGUUGACAACUGAACAGCUUAAAAGUGAAUUUGACAAAUUGUUUGAGGAUCUGAAGGAAGAUGAUAAAACUUGUGAAAUGGAAGGAGCAGAGGCAGUUGGCACACCCUUGCUUCCCCAUCAGAAGCAGGCUUUAGCUUGGAUGGUUUCACGUGAGAACAGUAAUGAUUUGCCACCCUUUUGGGAAGAGAGAAGUAACUUCUACUACAAUAUACUUACAAACUUUGCAGAAAAGAGGCGACCUAAAAAUGUUCUUGGAGGAAUACUGGCUGAUGAUAUGGGACUGGGUAAAACGCUUACUACUAUUGCAUUGAUUCUCACAAAUUUUCAAGAUAGCAAGCCUCUUCCUGUUGAAAAGAUCACAAGUGAUAAGUUUUAUGAGGAAUCUGGUACUAACAGCAUGAACAGCGUUGGACGCAGACUAUGUAAAGACUCUAGCAAUGUGAUGGAGCCUGGUGUUUCUACCAUAAAAAAGUUUGAAACUACUCCGUUGAAAUACUCGAGUUGUCUUCCAAAAAGACGAUAUCUUAGAGAGAAAGCCAAGAAACCCAGAUAUUCAGGAAGCAGUGACUUGGGAGAGUCUGACCAAUGGCUACUGCAACAAACAGAAACAACUUCCUGUGUUGUCCAAGAAGAUACAGGCUUUGCAUCUGUUCUUCUGCCUUCAUCUACUUGUUUAAAAAGACAAACAAAAAGAAAAGGUACCGCUAGCGUUCAGUGUGUUGAGAAGAAAUAUUCUGAUGAUGGCCCCAGGGCAACACUGAUUGUAUGUCCACUCUCUGUCCUGAGCAAUUGGAUUGGCCAGUUUGAACAACAUAUCCACCAAGAUUUUCAUGUAAAUAUUUAUGUUUAUUACGGUUCUGACCGUAGCAAAGACCCAUCAGUUCUUUCAGAACAAGACAUCGUACUGACAACAUACAACAUCUUAGCUACUGAUUACGGAAUCAGAGGUGACAGCCCUUUACAUAAAGUCAAGUGGCUGAGAAUUGUGUUGGAUGAGGGGCACACUAUACGAAAUCCAAAUGCUCAGCAAACUAAAGCUGCCUUAAAUCUGGAGGGACACAGAAGAUGGGUACUUACAGGCACUCCUAUUCAGAAUUCUGUAAAGGAUUUGUGGUCUCUUAUUUCCUUCUUAAAACUGAAACCUUUUACUGAUCGAGAGUGGUGGCACAGAACAAUUCAACGUCCAGUCACAAUGGGAGCUCCAGGAGGACUUGGGCGUUUACAGUCUCUGAUUAGGAGCAUUACCCUUAGAAGAACUAAAACAAGUAAAGUUAAAGGAAAACCCAUUCUGGAGUUACCAGAACGUAAAGUACUUAUUCAGCAUGUUAUAUUGACAGAGGAAGAGAGACAAAUCUAUCAGUCUGUGAAGAAGGAGGGCAAAGCUGCUAUUAGCAGAUUUUUCAGUGAAGGGACUGUACUAGCUCACUAUGCUGACAUCCUUGGUGUUCUGCUCAGAUUGAGGCAGCUUUGUUGUCAUCCUCAUCUCUGUAUAAAUGCAUCUUCUAGUUUUUCAGCUGAUAAUAAAACCCCUCAAGAACUGCCUGAGACAUUAGUGAGUAAAAUGAAGUUGGUUCUGAGCUCUGGUUCAGAUGAAGAAUGUGCAGUUUGCUUGGAAUCACUGACUCUUCCUGUGAUAACACGCUGCGCGCAUGUCUUUUGUAAGCCAUGUAUUUUUGAAGUCAUCAGAAGUGAACAGCCAAAUGCCAAAUGCCCUCUCUGUAGGAAUGAGCUUAGAGUAGAGCACUUGGUGGAAUGUCCCCUAGAAGAGGAAAUAGACUCCAGUAAUGGAAAGAAGUCUGAUCAGGAGUGGAUAUCCAGUUCAAAGAUAAAUGCUCUCAUGCAUGCUUUGAUAGAACUACGGAGGGAUAAUCCAACUGCUAAAUGUCUGGUUGUUUCUCAGUUCACAACUUUCCUGUCGCUAAUAGAAAAUCCCUUGAAAGAAUCAGGGUUUGCCUUCACUCGUUUGGAUGGCUCAAUGGCACAGAAGAAAAGAGUAGAAGCAAUUCAUUGUUUCCAAAGCAGCCAAGCAGGAUCCCCAACUGUAAUGCUUUUGUCUCUGAAAGCAGGUGGAGUUGGAUUAAAUCUGACAGCAGCUUCCCGAGUGUUUUUAAUGGAUCCUGCUUGGAAUCCUGCUGCAGAAGACCAGUGUUUUGACAGGUGUCACAGGCUGGGUCAGAAGCAUAAUGUUGUUAUUACUAAGUUCAUAGUGAAGGAUUCAGUGGAAGAAAAUAUGCUGAAAAUUCAGAACAAGAAGAGGGAACUUGCAGCAGGAGCCUUUGCUACCAAAAAACCUUCAGCAAGUGAAGUAAAACAAACCAAAAUUAAUGAAAUUAAGGCUCUAAUUGACUUAUAGCUUGAAACUGGUAUUUUGAGUAAAUAAUAUAUUUAAUAUUUUAGUUAAUACUGCUGUUCAAGUUACAUGUCUUGUGCUAACUUCUGGUUUUGCUGUCUUUGCUGUCAAAACAUAAAUGCUUCAAAUAAAAUAUAAAAACUGAUUUGCUCCUAAAUGUUAAUUUAGAAAUGCACAAAACUUGUUUUGCACUCCUGAAAUCUUGCCAGUGUUCAUUUCUUUGAAAUGUUGCUUAUUAUGUACAAUGCUUAAGAAUACAUAAAAAUCUCUCAAAACAGAAA